AUGCAGACCAAACACUUCUUCACAGACCCAAACCACCUAGUCCUAACAGCCCUCAACUCCCUAACCCUAACAAACCCCUCUCUAGCCCUCGACCGAGAAAACAAAAUCGUCUUCCGCCGCCCGGAUGCACCCCGCAAAGCGAACAAAGUGUCCAUCGUGACAGGCGGCGGCUCAGGCCACGAACCCGCCUUCGCCGGCUUCGUCGGAGCCGGUCUCUGUGAUGCCUCGGUCGCAGGUACGAUCUUCGCCUCGCCGUCUGCCGAGCAGAUCCGGCGUGCGGCGAUCGAUCGCGUCCCCACUGACAACGGCGUUAUGAUUAUUCCUAUGAACUACACGGGUGACGUGUUGAAUUUUGGUAUGGCCGCCGAGAAAUCGCGCGCUGCGGGGAUUCGCACGGAGUUCUUUGCUAUUAAUGAUGAUGUGGGCGUUGGGCGGGUCAAGGGCGGGAAAGUUGGGAGGAGGGGAAUUGGGGGUGGUGUGUUGAUCUUGAAGAUGGUUGGUGCUUUGGCUGAGGCUGGUGGUUCGCUGGAUGACGUCUACGCUUUGGCCCAGCUGGCAAAUGCCAACCUCGUUUCCCUGGGCUCAUCGCUGGAACAUGUCCACGUGCCUGGCCGUGGUCUGCCCGAAGAUACCAUCCCACAUGGCGAGGUCGAAGUAGGAAUGGGAAUCCACAACGAGCCAGGCUCGCACCGCGUCAAGUUCGACCUCGUCGAGCUGGUCGAGGGUAUGCUCCUCCAACUCCUCGACCACAACGACCCAGACCGCUGCUAUGUGACCCGCAAGCCGGAAGACAAGUUCGUUCUUCUGAUCAACAACCUCGGUGGUGUCAGCCCGCUCGAGCUGGCCGGUAUCACCGAUGAAGUCUACCGCCAGCUGGAACGCGAUUACCAGGUCAACAUGGUGCGCGUCAUCACCGGAACGUUCCUAACCAGCCUGAACGGCCUGGGUUUCAGCAUCUCCCUGAUGAAGCUAGUUGACCCAGGUUUCGGCGCUGGAAAGUCCAUGCUGGAACUCCUGGAUGCACCCGCUGAAGCUGUCGGCUGGUCUGCCCCUGUCAACACAUCCACCUGGACGAACCGUAUCGAUACGCCCGUCGAUCUGAAGACGACCGUCCAAGUUGAAGAUAUCCCCAGCAACCUAACCCUCCCCCCAACAACGGUCCAGAAAGCCCUCUCAUCAGGCCUUUCCCGCGUAAUAGCCGCGGAGAAAGAAAUAACCCGCUACGACACAAUAGUCGGCGACGGCGACUGCGGCAUCGGCCUAAAGCGCGGCGCAGAAGCAAUCCAGUCCCUGCUCAACGACACCAAGCAACCCCUAACAGCGGACAUAGUGGUAACUCUCAACCGAAUCGUAACAGUCGUGGAAAACGUCAUGGACGGCACAUCCGGCGCCAUCUACGCCAUCUUCCUCAACGCGCUGGCGCACGGCCUGCGCGCUCAGGGUACGGCUUCGACGCCUACGCCUGUUACAACAGAGGUCUGGGCGAAAGCGUUGCAGAUGUCGUUGGAGGCGUUGGGGAAGUAUACGCCUGCUAAAGUUGGUGAUCGGACACUUGUUGAUGCCAUUACGCCGUUUAUUGAGACGCUUGUUGAAACCAAGGAUUUGGGGAGUGCCGCGGCCGCUGCGAGGGAGGGGACUGAGAGGACGAAGGCGAUGAAGGCUUCGCUCGGGCGGACUGUUUAUGUUGGGAGUGAGGAGGAGUGGAUUGGGAAGAUUCCUGACCCUGGGGCUUUUGGGUUGUCUGAGUUUUUGAGUGGGCUUGCGGAGGGUGUUUAG
Molecule: messenger RNA, 1776 nt
Organism: Penicillium canescens
Lineage: Eukaryota; Fungi; Ascomycota; Eurotiomycetes; Eurotiales; Aspergillaceae
Exons: 4
Coding region: 1-1776 (591 amino acids)
Biological process (GO): glycerol catabolic process
Cellular component (GO): cytosol
Molecular function (GO): ATP binding; glycerone kinase activity
Source: RefSeq, a predicted model, not a curated record